Molecule: messenger RNA, 1422 nt
Organism: Knipowitschia caucasica
Lineage: Eukaryota; Metazoa; Chordata; Actinopteri; Gobiiformes; Gobiidae
Source: the annotation of a GenBank genome assembly
AUGACCAAUGUGGUGAUCGUCAAGGAGGGGUGGCUCCUUAAAAGAGGGGAAUAUAUCAAGACUUGGAGGCCGAGGUAUUUUCUCCUCAAGAGUGAUGGUACUUUCAUUGGCUACAAAGAGCGACCACAAGAUGUUGACCAGCUGGAAACCCCCUUGAAUAACUUCUCUGUAGCACAAUGCCAGCUGAUGAAGACAGAACGACCCAAACAUAACACAUUCAUCAUCCGCUGCCUGCAGUGGACCACUGUCAUCGAGCGCACCUUCCAUGUGGAGACCCCUGAGGAGAGGGAAGAAUGGACUAAAGCCAUCCAGACAGUGGCAGAAAGUCUGCAGAAACAAGAGGAGGAGAUGAUGGACUCUUCUCCAGACCCCAUGGACUUGGAGGUCUACCUGACCAAACCCAGACAAAAAGUGACUAUGCAUGACUUUGAAUACCUCAAACUUCUGGGAAAAGGCACUUUUGGCAAAGUUAUUUUGGUAAAGGAGAAGGCCACAGGACGAUACUACGCUAUGAAAAUUCUGAAAAAGGAAGUGAUUGUAGCAAAAGAUGAAGUGGCACAUACACUCACUGAGAACAGAGUCCUUCAGAAUUCAAAGCACCCGUUCUUGACAGGCUUGAAAUACUCCUUUCAGACACAUGACCGAUUGUGCUUUGUAAUGGAGUAUGCUAAUGGUGGUGAGCUUUUCUUUCAUCUAUCAAGGGACAGGGUAUUCUCAGAGGAACGAGCGCGCUUCUAUGGGGCAGAAAUAGUGUCAGCGUUGGACUACCUGCAUUCUGAGAGGAACGUGGUCUACCGAGAUCUAAAGCUGGAAAACCUUAUGCUGGACAAGGAUGGACACAUCAAGAUUACAGAUUUUGGAUUAUGCAAAGAAGGCAUCAAAGAUGGCGCCACUAUGAAAACGUUCUGCGGGACACCAGAAUACCUGGCACCUGAGGUGUUGGAAGACAAUGAUUAUGGCCGUGCGGUUGACUGGUGGGGUCUGGGUGUAGUGAUGUACGAGAUGAUGUGUGGAAGACUGCCCUUCUACAACCAAGACCAUGAGAAAUUGUUCGAGCUCAUUCUAAUGGAGGACAUCCGCUUUCCCCGCACUCUGGGCCCAGAGGGGCGCUCUCUUCUCUCUGGUCUUCUCAAGAAAGACCCCAUGCAGAGGUUAGGUGGAGGACCGGAAGAUGCUAAAGAAAUUAUGCAACAUAAAUUCUUUGCUGGAAUUGAAUGGCAAGAUGUAUAUGAAAAAAAGCUGGUCCCACCAUUCAAACCCCAAGUUACCUCAGAGACGGACACACGAUAUUUUGACGAGGAGUUUACUGCACAGACCAUCACAAUCACUCCACCUGGCCAAGACGGCUGUAUGGAAUCUUUUGACAGCGAACGAAGACCACAUUUCCUCCAUUUCUCCUACUCCGCCAGUGGGACGGCCUAA